AUGGCUGAGAGCUCGAAUACUCCCUCCUUUCUGGGUCUGGAAGGCCUGCAUGUCUUCAUUACCGGUGCAGCCGGUGGAAUUGGCCGCUGUGCCGUGCAGGAGUUUCUAGCCCUAGAUCGCCGCCCACCCUCCCCUCCCGAAAACACCUCCCACCCCGACGUCUACGCCCGCCUGCACACCCUCCAAGGCGACACCACAGACGAGGAAUCUAUCCGCUCUAGCUUCGCCCAAGCCACGCAGCGCUUCGGCCCCGUCAACAUCCUCAUCGCCAACGCCGGCAUCACCGACGAAACCACCGACUACCCCAUCUGGGACCUCCCCCUUGACACCUGGGAGGACACCUACCGCGUCAACGUGCGCGGCACGUUCCUGACCAUCAAGCACUUCCUCCGCGCGGCGCGCACCGCGCAGCAGACCCUCGGCCGCGCCCUCGACAACCUCGCCAUCGUCGUCACCGGCAGCGAGACGGGCAAGUUCGGCCAGGCGGGUCACGCCGAGUAUGCGUCCGGCAAGGCGGCGCUGCAGUAUGGGCUUGUGCGGAGUGUCAAGAACGAGAUUGUACGGCUGAAUGGCGACGCGCGGAUUAAUGCUGUUGCGCCGUCGUGGGUUGAUACGCCCAUGAUUGCGGGCCGGCUGGAUGACCCUGCGGAGAUGUGGGCUGAGGCGCAGGCGACUGUUGCGCUGAAGAAGAUCGCAAAGCCGGAGGACGUGGCUCGCACGAUGGCCUUUUUGGCGUCGCACCGCGCUGCGGGUCAUAUCUCUGGACAGUGUCUUAGCGUUGAUGGAGGCAUGGAGGGCCGGCUGCUCUGGAAGGAGCACGAAGUAAAGACCUCGUCUGAAAUGACAGCCGUGCGGUCCAUCCCACGGGCCCUGUCCAAACCGAAGAACAAGAUCCGGGUCGCCGUGUCGAUCGACCUGGACGCCGUGUCUGGGUGGUUGGGGACCGGGUAUUCGUCUGAAAAUGUCCUGGCCGAUUACUCCUCGGGUUUCUUCGCGGCCAAGGUCGGCGUGCCGCGGCUGCUGCGCAUGCUCAGGAAACUCGGUCUGGCGGACCGCUGCACCUGGUUUAUUCCGGGCCACUCAGCGGAGAGUUUCCCGGACGAGGUGCAGCAGGUGGUCGAGUCAGGCUGCGAGAUCGGGCUGCACGGGUAUGCGCACGAGGGUGCCUACCAGCUUACUGUGGAGCAGGAGCGAGACGUACUGGUGCGCUGUAUUGAGAUUGCGACGAAGCUGACGGGGAAGAAACCCGUUGGAUACCGUGCGCCGUUGUACCAGCUGCGCGAGUCGACGAUGGAUCUGCUUGAGGAGUAUGGGUUUGAGUACGAUGCAUCCUUAACCGACAAAGACUGCCACCCCUUCUUCGCCCCCAAGCGCCCCCCGCUCAAACCGAUCGACUUUUCCCUCCCUGCAUCCUCGUGGAUGCACCCCAUUCCGAAAGACACGGGCGAUAGGAGACCGCUGGUCUGCGUGCCGUGUAACUGGUACAUGGAGGACAUGACGCCGAUGCAGUAUCUGCCGCAUGUGCACAACUCGCACGGGUAUACUGAUGUCCGGGUCAUCGAGAACCUCUGGCGGGACAGAUUCCUGUGGAUCCGCGAGAACGAGGAGGAGCCAAUCUUCCCUGUGUUGAUGCAUCCCGAUACGAGUGGCAUGGCGCAUGUCAUCGGGAUGCUGGAGCGGCUGUUGACCUGGUUGAAGGGAUGGGGGGACGAGGUGGAGUUUUGUCAGACGGGGGAGAUUGCGAGAUGGUUCCGGGAGAAGGAGCUGAACAAAUAG
Aspergillus terreus NIH2624 is the source of this 1776-nucleotide messenger RNA. Its product is annotated as SDR family oxidoreductase/polysaccharide deacetylase family protein. Gene Ontology annotation, molecular function: hydrolase activity, acting on carbon-nitrogen (but not peptide) bonds. Gene Ontology annotation, biological process: carbohydrate metabolic process. Bases 1 to 1776 code for a protein of 591 amino acids. Lineage: Eukaryota; Fungi; Ascomycota; Eurotiomycetes; Eurotiales; Aspergillaceae. The transcript has 4 exons. The record is from RefSeq and is a predicted model, not a curated record.